AUGGACCACGAAGACCAGCACCAGCCUCUCUUGGCUCCCACCGAUCUUGCCUCCAUCCCAGUCUACCCUCUCAUACCUGCAAUUCGUAAAGAUGUCAUUGAAACAAUCGACAGUGCUCUUAGCUGGGACCAACUGACUGCCGCCGACGUCAACUUUGCCAUCGUCCGCCCUCUUGUCCUCAAGUAUGCAAGACUGAAGAAUAUGGCCUCGGUCUAUGCCUGUCUCGUGAACCGAGCGUACUUCUUGGGCGAGUCCGAAAACAAUCUGGCAUAUGCAGGCGUCAUGUUAUCGCGUGCAACAUUCUGCGAGAUACUGGCGAUGAAACUUAUGGGUCACUUUGCCUCCAAUCGCCUUUCCCUGGCUGCUGUGUUGACCACGGCAUGGAGCCCUCUGUCCGGUGCUUCUGCUCAAGUCGUCGAAGAAGUUAAACAAGUUCUUGGCAGCAAGGCGAACGUGAAUGAUGGCCAAAGCGCCCUCGAAAUGGCUAUCAGUACUGAUGCCAAACACUUUGUGUCCUCGCCAGUCUCGCAAGCGGUCGUCAACGAUAUCUAUGCAGGCCGUAUCGUUUUCGCUCAUGCAGCAACGAGCAGGUCGAUGUUGGCCGACAAUUACAAGCCGAGGGGCAUUCAAGUCUACGACUGUCGCGAUGCACCUUUCCUUGACCAUUACAGACUUCGAGUUCCUCGGUAUGGUGCGAUCCUGGAAUUUCUCAACUUCACCUGCUUGCUUGUUACGUUUAUCCUCUGUUUAUCCAACCAAAACUACGACAAGGUUACCCUCUGGGAAGCCGUCUUCUUCGUGUUCGCCGCAGCGUUUGCGCUUGAAGAGUACACUGCCUCCAAUGAGCAUGGUUGGAUCAUCUACAUUGCCAAUAUGUGGAAUGUGUUCGACACAUCGUUCGUUGUCAUUUUUCUCUGCUAUCUGGGCAUGCGCAUCAAGGGCCUUGUCUAUUCUGACUUGGCUGCGUCCGACCUUGCCUUUGACAUUCUGGCCUGUGGGGCUUGCAUCUUGUUCCCGCGAUUGGCCUUCUUUGCGGUCUCUAACAAUGUUGUCGUCUUGUCUCUUCGUGCAAUGAUCGCGGAGUUCAUAUUUUUCAUGACUAUCGCAGCCAUAUGUUUCUCAGGGCUGCUCUUCACACUUUGGACCCUAGGAAAAGCGACUUGGACGCUCAAGAAAAUCGCGUGGCUUAUGGUGCAAAUAUGGUUCGGCAAUAAUUAUCUUUCGUUCACUCAAGCUGAAUCUUUCCACCCCAUUUUCGGCCCGAUUCUCAUGACUGCGUUUGCUGCACUCUCCAAUACAUUACUAUUGACCAUUUUGAUUUCGAUUCUCUCGAAUACUGUUGCUAGAAUUGAUGCAAACGCUACUCAGGAGCACUUGUUUCAGUUUACCAUUACUACCCUGGAAGGGGUACAAGCCGACGCAUUAUUCUCUUACCAGCCGCCAUUCAAUCUACUGGCAUUCAUCCUGCUCAAGCCGCUGUCUUACGUAGUCUCCCCACGGAGACUUCACUCGUUGAACGUGUUGCUGAUCAAGAUCACAUCUUUGCCAAUACUGGUCGUAAUCACCAUCUACGAGCGAUACCUUGCAGACGGCCAAGCUCUUCGCCAGUCCUCCAAGGACGCUGCUCAUACCAUUUUCAACAAUCUACCCCGUCACAUAAAGAACAUGCCUUUCGUUGAGGCCCUUGUAGGAUCGGCCUCGAGCAACUUAUAUGAGGCGAUCUUUGAAGUGGAUGCACCCCCUCCCACAGAGCUUUUCAACGAAUCAGAUGACGAGGAUGAGAGACCACAUUUACGCUCAUUGGCAUCACGUGAGUCCCUUGGUGUUUCGCCAGCACCCAGCACUCCAGUACGCCGACAACCAUCACGGGUCAGCUAUGGGACUCGUUCUCCACGCAGUCCUCGCGGAUCCCCUGCUCGCCCUCGGCCAAUGAGUGCUUUGGAAGUUGGAGGAGCCGAAGUUGGAGGAAGCCGCAGUCCUUUGGCUAGGUUUUUCGCUCACGUUGACCCUCCUGCACCGUCAAACAAUGAAUCAGCGACGUCGUUACGAAGAGUAGAAGCAAUGCUCGAAGACAUUCGCGAUCUCCCAGUGAACAAGCUGAAAGAUGAGAUGCGGGAAUUACAGGAACGCCAGGCGCGCAUUGAGCAACUGUUACUGAGUCUGACGCGGGGCAUGAGGUCUAGCGAUACGAGUACUAGUAUCAAGCUGAAAUAG
Molecule: messenger RNA, 2214 nt
Organism: Mycena indigotica
Lineage: Eukaryota; Fungi; Basidiomycota; Agaricomycetes; Agaricales; Mycenaceae
Exons: 19
Coding region: 1-2214 (737 amino acids)
Source: RefSeq, a predicted model, not a curated record